AUAAGACAGAUGAUGUGCAGUGAGUACGUAUGCAUGGAAUCAGAUAGCUCCACGGUUUUAAGUACCAGCUCCAGAUUUGAAGAGGUACACCUACCAUUUGGAUCUGAAGAAGCACCACACAUCAGUGAUAAUUGCCCGAUUUAUUUCCAUGAUGAAAAAGGCAUCGAAAAUCAAGAGUAUUUCCGAGUCACAGGUACGAGGUCCUAUUCACAGCUUUUCGGAGACUGAAAUCAAGUCUUUGCGUAAGAAGUUGUUGAAGUGGUAUGAUGCAAACAAGAGGGAUUUGCCAUGGAGAAACAUAAAAGGAGAAGACACUAAUCAUAAAGCAUAUGCCAUCUGGGUUUCUGAGAUAAUGUGUCAACAGACACAGGUUGCCACGGUGAUAGAUUAUUACAACAAAUGGAUGAAAAAAUGGCCAACUCUUGAAUCGCUUUCAAAUUCAUCUAUAGAGGAGGUGCGAGAAGUCUGGGCAGGUCUUGGCUAUUACUCUAGAGGGCAGCGUCUUUUAGAGGGCGCUCUCAAGGUUCAGAAUGAGCUUGAUGGUCAGAUUCCAGGAACCGCUGAACAACUUCAGAAGAAGCUGCCUGGUGUCGGCCGCUAUACAGCAGGAGCAAUAGCCUCAAUAUCCUUCAACGAGGCUACCGGUGUUGUGGAUGGCAAUGUGAUCAGAGUUCUUGCCCGGUUGAGGAUGAUAGGUGCCGAUUUUACCAGUAAGAAUGUCAUGGCAGCAAUGUGGGACCUUGCCAAUGCCAUCGUCGACCCAGACCGACCCGGGGACUUCAACCAAUCAAUGAUGGAGCUCGGGGCGACGGUCUGCACCCCUCAGGCCCCCCAAUGUAACACCUGUCCGGUCCAAUCCCACUGUAAGGCCAUAAAACAAAUGGAUCAUCUGACCAGGGACCCAGCUACCAAACUUACCAAAAGUAUUUUAAGUCAGCCACCACUGAAGAAAGAGGAGAUCCAAGAUAUUGAAUGUGCUGCUGAUGGAUGUACACUGUGUUUGGAUGGGCCUCCUGAUACUAAUCUCGGCGUAAUGAAUUAUCCAAGGAAACCUAAGCGAAAGCCAUUGAGACAGCAAAUCCAUGCUGUUUGCAUCGUAGAAAGACAGUUAAGUCAAGAAUCUGAAUAUCUCGUGGUGCAACGACCAGACACUGGCCUAUUAGCUGGGAUGUGGGAGUUUCCUAGUAUAGAGAUAGCGGAAGGUAUCUCUCCUAAGAAGAUGAGAAACAAGAUGGAUGACUAUCUGAAGGGCACCUUGAAUAUGACAUUGAAGAAUGUUCAAAAGAGAAGACACAUCUGUCAGUUUGUGCACAUGUUCUCUCACAUCCAACAAACCUACGAGCUAGAGACAAUGAUCAUUGAGGAGGAGGAGGGUGAUGGAUGUGAGAGAUCUCAAGAAUCUGAAGACACCCCACAUCAUCAGUGGGUAUCAAGAAGUGCCUUUGAGAAUCAAGCUGUAUCUACCGGUAUGAAGAAAGCAUUUGAAGCAUACAAUGGCAGGGCUAUUACUAAGAAAUCUGGAAAGAAAUCUAAGAAAUCAGAAAUGGAGAAUGGGAAUGCUGCCAAACAACGCAAACUCGACAGUUAUUUUACGAAGAAAGAAGAAAAGACAUCAAGGUAUUUCACAAAAGAAGAUUCAUGAUGAAUAUGUGUGUAGUUAGUGCCACAAUGUCUACCAAGUCUAGCUAACCAAUAACUGUAGUUCAUAGACAAAUAGAGUGGGUCAGACAAUGUCACUGGAUCUUUCCUGAUUUGGCCUGAAUAUGCAACUAGGGUUGCAAAGUAAACACAAUCACAAUUUGAUUUUACUCACUUUAUUUCAUUGUAAGUGCUUUAGGUCAAUGAGAAAGACGUAAUAUGAUAUGGGAAACAACCCAUACAGGAGCUGCAGGCAAUUUUGCUACCGAAACGCUCGAAAGUGGGCGAGUCGUGGUCUAGUGGUUCUGACUCUUGCCAUUCAAACAGAGGGUCGUAGGUUCAAAUCCUAGCCAUGGCAUG
Messenger RNA from Lytechinus variegatus (green sea urchin), 1998 nucleotides. Its product is annotated as adenine DNA glycosylase-like. Gene Ontology annotation, molecular function: oxidized purine DNA binding; adenine/guanine mispair binding; 8-oxo-7,8-dihydroguanine DNA N-glycosylase activity. Bases 149 to 1642 code for a protein of 497 amino acids. The record is from RefSeq and is a predicted model, not a curated record. The transcript has 12 exons. Gene Ontology annotation, biological process: mismatch repair; base-excision repair. Gene Ontology annotation, cellular component: nucleus. Lineage: Eukaryota; Metazoa; Echinodermata; Echinoidea; Temnopleuroida; Toxopneustidae.